AGUUUCUCAUCUCUCAAAAAUCAAAAUCACAAUUGGCAGCAACUCGCAUAUUCCCCACAAAAGCACACAUAUUCUCCCAAACAGUAACAUUCUCCUACACUUGUUACCACGGUAGACUCUGUCCUUCAAAUCAAAGUAAAAUCAAUUCUCACCGUCGAUCUUUUAUUUCAAAAUCUAUUCUACCAUCUUACUGACGCGGAACACCAAACUACUGUGCAACCCUCGAUAGUGAACAACCACCAUUUUGCUCUAAUUUUCCUCGUGAAACCAACCUAGGCUAAUACGGCAUCGUUUAACACACGCUACGUCACAAAAACGACGUCGCAAGUGAGUGAAGGCGAGAGAGGGGAAAAAAGGAAAAAGAAAAAAAAAAAAGAAGAAGGAAAACCUUGUUUUGAAAUUUCCCUAGCUAAGUCGACGAAGUAAAGAAGAGAACAAAGAGAGUGUGGAAUGGGGGAAAGGAAAUGCUUGAUACUCAGUUUUGGUUCAAUCUUCUGAUAGUUGAAGUUUGAUUCUUUUUAAAGCGAUACGUUGCGUUUUGGAGUUUUGGUGUUAGUGUGGAUUCGGUUUAGUGAGGGAAGGGUUCGUGAAAUUUUUUGACCGAUAAGGAAAAAAAAAAUAGAAAUUGGAGAUGCAAACGGAGGCUAGGGUUGGCGUGGCGGUGGAGGGAGGUGUGAGGAAGCUGGUUCAGCCGCCGCAGCAGAAGCCACAGCAGCUUGGGACGGUGUCGCAGCUUCUCGCAGGAGGAGUCGCCGGCGCCCUCGCCAAGACCUGUACGGCGCCGCUUGCGAGACUCACCAUCCUCUUUCAGGUUCAAGGCAUGCAUUCUAAUGUUGCAACUUUGAGAAAACUCAGCAUAUGGAGUGAGGCUUCAAGAAUUAUUCAUGAAGAGGGAUUUCGAGCUUUCUGGAAAGGAAAUUUGGUUACAAUUGCUCACCGCCUACCCUAUUCGUCUGUUAACUUUUAUGCAUAUGAGCACUACAAGAAGUUAUUGAAGACAAUUCCUGUAUUGCAAAGUCAUACAGAUAAUGUCAGCGCAGAUCUUUGCAUACAGUUUGUAGGUGGUGGUCUGGCAGGAAUAACUGCUUCUGCAUCUACUUAUCCGUUGGAUCUUGUAAGAACACGGCUUGCUGCUCAGACAAACACCGCAUACUAUAGUGGUAUAUUUAAUGCUUUACAAACUAUUAGCAAGGAAGAGGGAAUAUUUGGCCUUUACAAGGGACUUGGAACUACACUCUUGACUGUAGGACCAAGUAUAGCAAUAAGCUUCACUGUAUAUGAAAGCAUGAGAUCUUAUUGGCAAUCAAAUAGACCCAAUGAUUCAGCUGCUGUUGUCAGUCUGGCUUGUGGCAGUCUUUCAGGCAUUGCAUCGUCAACAGACAAAGAGAGUCUGGUGCAGGAAGUGCACCAAGUAUCUAACCAGAUUGACCCCUAGAACCAGAGACCAGUGAAUUCUAUCAUGGGGUGGCAUUACUGAUGAAAAUUUCCUGAGUUAUCAAAUGUGAGAGGCGUCCUCUUUGAGGUAUGCUUCUCACUUAGGCUUACCUAUCACCUGAUGCUUGGUUUGGUAUCAGAAUCCUUCAAGCAUUGUUGAUAUGUUUCUGAGGAAUCUGUUCUUGCUGCUUUUAUAGUGUUCCUUUCAGCAUAGUCCAAAAUGAAGGAGAUUUUGGUCAAAGGAAACAUAGCAUACUAUAAUCGAGUUCCUUCUGAUGAAAGUAAAUGAAUUAAAGGAAAUCUCACUACAGUUCUUUGUGGGGGAGUAAACUAAAUCUUAUAUAUUUCUUGUCUUUGUAUAACUAAGGCUCUGUUUUGUUUUGCAUCUUUUAUGUUCUGGAUUUGUUGAAUGCUUAUUUUCUUUACAAUUGUUUUAUGGUUUUAUCAAAUUUGAUGACUAAUAUGAACAAGUUAUGAUCUCAUCUACAAUACAAUCCUGUGCUAAAUUGAAUUUCUUACAAGAAUGGAUAUGGUUCAAUUCAUCUGUUAUGUAAUAUGCAGCAACAUUUCCCUUGGAUCUUGUGAGGCGCCGGAAGCAACUGGAAGGGGCUGGUGGGCGAGCCCGUGUGUAUACAAUGGGCCUCUUUGGUAUGUUCAGGCACAUUAUUCGGACUGAAGGUCUGCGAGGUCUAUACAGAGGAAUUUUGCCUGAAUACUACAAGGUGGUGCCUGGUGUAGGCAUUUGCUUUAUGACCUACGAUACACUGAAGAAGCUUUUAGCCGACAUUUCUGCAUAAUCGCACAAUUCUGCUUUGGAGUUCCGAGAUACAAUUAAGUCGAUAAAGUUAUAUACUGAUUUAAGUUCGUAAGUUAUACUGAUUUAAGUUGAUUAUAUUUCAUGGGUUCGCAUGGUGGCAAUUUUGUGAUGCUGCUGUGGGGAUUGCAAUUUUUCCCUGUACAGAUCAUCAAGAACAUUUAAUAUUUACCCGUUAGCAGUCUUGUAUUCUCAUGUGGUCUUCUCUGUCUUGCGCUUGCUCUCUCUGGAAGACAGAGUAUUGGAAUGAACUAUAAUAUCAGCAACUGAAUGCCUUAAGGAGACAGUUUUUGCACAUGGAAUCUAUAUACUGUCUUUGUUCACCAGAUGAAGUUGAAGAUAUCCAUGUGAUUGUAGGCUUUCAGUGUUGUCCAGCAUUGCUGUUUUUUCCCUCAAGAAGGAUCGUUAUUUCAGAAGUGACCUAUUCUUACUAAUAGAGUAGUUAUAGUUAGUAGUUACAUGUCAUUUUAGUUAGAGUACAUUGUCUUACAUUCAUAUUAUGAGUAGUUUCAAGAGUUGUCAUUUAGAGGAAAUCUUUUUCUUACAAAUAACAAUUAAUCUCAAGUGGAAUCUUAGUUGGGAA
Arachis ipaensis is the source of this 2831-nucleotide messenger RNA. The record is from RefSeq and is a predicted model, not a curated record. Lineage: Eukaryota; Viridiplantae; Streptophyta; Magnoliopsida; Fabales; Fabaceae.